GGGCGAAAAAAUAAAGGGGUUGAUGCUUGCAAAAUGCAUGCAAUGCAAGUGUCAACAUGCAUUUCAGAACAGCUAAAUAAAAACCUCAAUCUGCUGCUACUUCCAAACCCUGCAGCAGGUCAACAAGUCUGGAAUUGAGCAGACAUAGUCCUGCUAGAUAUAAAACAUUGCAAAAGUGUGCACACACAGGCUUUGACUUGUUAAAAGGGGCUGCACACCUUUUUUUACCACAUUCCACAGACGAACAUAGCAGUGCUUGCAGGAAGACGACAACAACUAAACACAUUGACUAAUUCUCUUAUCCAUCUAUUAGAGGAGACUUGGACAGAUGGCAGAGGAAGACUUUCGGCCUUUAUCAGAGGAAAUAAGUUCCUUCUGUCUGGUAACCGAGGCUCGUUCAGGGACACAAGUUACCCAGCCCUUCCCACGCUCUCCAAAACUGAUCAGGAGAACUGGAGCCAACUCUCCGAAACCCUCCGAGCUGCCAGUCUGGUUGGAUGACUUGAAGAAGGAGAGGAAAAAAACAGAGUCCCAUCUGGAAUCAAUUAAAAAGCGGCAAGCAAACCUGAAUAUGAGCUCAGAGGCCAUGAAGCAGCAGGUACAGGAGUGCUUCGAGGAGCUACAUAUGGCUCUGCAGGAGGAUGAGAAGGCUGUUCUGGACAUGAUCGAGCAAGACCGCCGGGAGACCAGCAGUAAACUAAACCGAAUCCUUCAAGACUGGAAUCAACACCUCAGUCUCCUGCAGAAACACAUCAGUGCUAUUCAAUCAGCUCAACAGAGCCCAGCAGAGUCGAUGAAGCAGCCAUUUCCUGAGGAUUUUACAUUGGCUAGCUGUCGUAAGAAACUGGACCCAGCUGAAGGGGAGAUAAAAAUGAAUGAAGAAAGGAUCCAUAAGCUCAUGAAGGUUCUUAGGAACAUCUCAAAAGAUCUGAAAGCCCAGCUCCAACGAAAGAACCUGCUUCUGGACUCCUUCAAUGUGUCGAUUGACAAACAGAGCUGUCACAAACAGAUCAAGCUGAGCUCAGAAGGACGGGGCCUGUGCCUUUCCUCAGAGGAUCGCUGCGUUCCCAAUGAGCCUCUGAGGUUUGAUCAGUUAUACUGCGCCUUGGGCUCUGCUGCUAUCACAUCUGGGCAGCACUACUGGGAGGUAGAUGUGCAAUGCUGUCCAUCAUGGGCUGUGGGCGUGGCUUAUGGCAGCCUACAGAGGAGAGGACGGGACAAAGGUGCCAAGCUCGGAAGGAACAGGUGCUCGUGGAGUCUUGAGUUUCAGAAUGGGCAUCUCACGGCCUGGCACAACGAUCGGCAUGUGGCACUACCCGUCACAGCAGCUCGGGCAGCACCCAACAGAAUAGGGGUGUUUGUAAAGUAUCAGAAGGGCCGUCUGGUGUUUUAUGAUGCUGAGACUAUGAGAACGCUACAAGAGUUUUCAGCAGUGCAAAACGCUGUGUUUGAAAGAGCACAUCAUCAGUUUACUGAGCCUCUCUACCCUGCCUUCCGCUUUUUUUCACCCAAAGACAAAGGCCAUGAUCAUAUGGAAAUAUGCGAUCUCAGUCUAUAGUUAUUAUUACCAUAAUAAAACAAUAAAAUUAAUAAACAGUAUUUAUUUCAAGCAGAGAUCUUUUGUAACAUUGUUUUAGAACAUAACUGACACUUUUGAUCUAUUUAAUCUUUACUGAAUAAUAUCGUUAAUUUCUUUAAAAGACUAAAAAAUUUUGAACGGUAACGUAUAUUAUAUUUCUUAGAUAAAGGGCAAUCUUUAUGAGCACUAACAGUUAUUAAUAGUGCAAGCAUAUAAUAUAUAAGCCUAUGUCUUGUACCAAAAAAGCAAAGGUUAUCAAGGUAAACUGGAGGAAUGGUCAACUUUUCUACCUUAUGCAAAAAAAAAAAA
Messenger RNA from Carassius auratus (goldfish), 1888 nucleotides. RefSeq names its product tripartite motif-containing protein 14. Gene Ontology annotation, molecular function: protein binding. NCBI's taxonomy places the organism in Eukaryota, Metazoa, Chordata, Actinopteri, Cypriniformes, Cyprinidae. The coding region runs from base 329 to 1558 and encodes 409 amino acids. The transcript has 7 exons. The record is from RefSeq and is a predicted model, not a curated record.